AAGCGGUCCUCAACUCACGCCUUCUGUCACCGGUUUUUAAAAAAUUGAGGAGCCCACACACACCUUUUUACCUAAGAACCCUUUUACAUCUCGCGUUAUUGCUGCUCUAAGGACUCUAGUGAGGUUGAGGCUGACGACGUCAACUGGAAUGGGCCUCUUAUUCAUGAUUCUUCACCUUCUUCUCAUAAUUAGUUAAGAAGUUGUAAUUUGAGGCUAUUUUAUGAAGGCCUUAGAACCAGUGCCAUGCCUAGGUGUUUGGAAGCCUAAGGCUAGAGUAAAAACACUUCUCGGUUACUAUUAUUAGUUUAAGUAACUCAUAAACAUCAAAUAAAUUUUUUUAGAAAAAAUUAACAUUCAACUUAUAUGUAUGUCACUAACAAUACUAUACAGUGGGUAUGAGUUGGAAUGUGAACCUUCAGGAAAUGUGAACCUUCAGGACAGCUUGCCCGAGAAACGGAUAUGAAAGAUUGGCCAUUGAGUAAAUACCAUAAAACAUUCUUAGCUUUGCGUUUCUAGCAAGUAAACUACAUUGAGCAAAGUGAAAUUUUAAAUCAUUUAAAUAUUAUUGACAUCUAUUUAAUAUAAUUUAUAUUUUUUGUCGACCAUUUAACAUAGUCUUUAAAAGAUUUACAUUGUUGUUAAUGUUCAGAAAAAGUCAUGGUCACAGACGGAAGACAAUAUGCUAAAUUUGAAUUCGAUCCAACAUGGAUUCAAUAGUUAUGUUAUGAUUUAUUACAUACCGUUUGUAUAUAUGUUAAGUACUUUUUUUUUGGAUGUGGUUAUCUUUUUUAAACUCUCUUAUUAUAGACUAACUUAUAAUAUAACAUAUCUGAAAAAAAUUGAGUACAUGAUUUUGCAAUUUAACAUAUGUAAAUUGAAAUCUAAUUAUUUCUUACCUUUAUAAUAUUGAUCAUAAUGACAUAGUUAUUUGCGUGAAAGAUUGACUCAUGGCGGUAUCACUCUAGAGACAAUUUAACAAAUUAAAUCACUUGAAAUUUGAUAUACCAUAUUAAUUAACUUUAUACUAAUACACAUACUUGAUAUAAACAUAAUAUAACUCUCCAUGAUUUGUAAUAUCAUAUUCUACGUGAUAUACUGGCUGUCAUACAAUAUGUAUGACAAAACACUUAAUAUACAAAUAAUAGAAAGUAGAAACAUCUCUUUAUGAGGAGGCAAAGAAAUGUAAACAUCAAACUAAUUGGAUAGUAAAUAUGAUACAAACAUCUGAAUACUUCAUAUCAACAUGACAACAUGCAUGCAUUAUUUAUUGCAUAUAUAUGAUAUAACUGUAAACAUCAAUGUAGAAUGAAAAGUAAAUAAUGUUUAAACGACUACAAAUGUUGAAUAAGAAAACUGUAUUUAUAAAACUAAAAAUCAUAUUUAAACCCGCAAAAGCGUGCAGACCGUCUACCUAGUAUAUAUUUAUUACAUAAAGAAAAUUAUGUAUUUAAUAUUUAUAAAUUCAUUUGAAAAACUAAACAUAUUAUUUCUUAAGGGAAUACAAACUACAUAUUUUAUUAAAUAAAAAUACAAGAUUUGUAAUUAUCUAUGAAGAUUUUGUAAUUAUUUAAUUAAAUAUGUGCUUUUUUAGAUAUGUUAAAUGAUAAAUUUAUAAAUGUAUUGCUACAAUAGUAUAAAUAAAAUUAUACAAGCUUGAAAAUUUUAUAAUACAAAGUCUACAAAAUGCGAAUAAAUAAAAUAGUAGAUUUAAGAAGAUAGAUGAUAAAUUAAAUAUAAAUGUCUACAAUAGCAUGAACUAUAUCUAAAUAGCAUAAAUAAAUUAUUGCUUAGAUCUGAAACUAAGAAAAAAUUAUAUAUACAGUAUAACCAGUUAAAAGAUGGAUUUAAAUGGAACUCUUAAAAUAUGUUAUAUAAGUUGGGGUCCAAAGCAGUUUGCCUUCUCAUAACAAGGUGAACACGACUCUGCUUAGAACUCUUAUACAGUUCUAUACUUACACAUAUAAAGAUUAGGAAGUCGAACUUGGUUGACUUCUAUCAAUAGAUGCCUAGUAUAAGAUAAGCUAUAUCUUAACAUAGGGAGAUAUAUAUAUAACGAUAAAGAGUGUGCAUUGGAACAACAGGUCACAGAUAAGAUUUGACUUUGAAAACCUAUUCUUUAGCACCACGACAAAAUUGAACACACUAUAAAAAAAAAACAAGUCAACUAGAUUCACAAAAUAAAUCUGCAUAACUGGAUGCACGCGACUCUAAACCUUUUUCUUGAUUUUAUACCAAAUUUUUGUUUAUGCAUUCAAGAUCCCUUAAAUCAAGGCAUUGAUUGAACUCUCACGAUACUUCUGCAACUUACUUAUCUGGCAAGCACAUGAUUAUUCUUCAAUAGGCUGCACGCUACAAAGACGUAUUUUUUAAGGUCGUUACAUAAAUCGAUUUGGAAAUAAGUAAGAAGUGGCUUGGGAUCUGGACCAUCUGGUAGUUUACGUCUCCCAAUAAUAAGUCAGUUAUCAAACUGACGCCAUCUUGCUAGGGUCUGUUAGUUAAUGACGUUAAAAGCUCGUUUUUUGUAGUGUACAGUACAAGAGAUAGGUCUUUAAUAACUUGUUUCUUUUCUCACUUAGGUUCUUAUUAACAUAUACAUGCUUGAACAAUCGUAUUAUAUGGUUUUGUGUGUAGGAUUCAAGCUUCGUUUGGCACAUAAUGUUAUUCUUUAAAUUUUAAUUUUUAAAACUUAGUUCUGGAUCCUUAAGAAAAUAAGGGUCAAAGAUACCAAACUUUUGCAUGCUUCCAAAAUUCAAAAUAUUUUUUCCCAUAUAUGUAUAUAACGCAAUCUGAUAUUGUUAAGGUUUAUAUUUUCAAAUGUUUGGGAGUAGAAAAUUGGUCUACCGCUACAGACGUAAUUCACAAGAAAUUAUUUUUCUUAUGUCGUUAAAAUCUCUUUAAGCAUGUUUAUGUUAGCAUGUUUUUUUAACUAAUUGAUGCAUCAUUAAAUAAAUUUAAGUAAUACGACUUUAAAGCUAUAAAGAAUUUUACAAGUUUGAUGGAAGACCAUAUAUGAUUACAAAACCUUGCAGCAUUUAGAUAAUCAUAAUAUGACAUUAAGCUAGCUAGAAAUGAAAACGAAGCAAACAAAGUUUUCAAAGUUGCGGUUACAACGUCUUUUCAAGACAUGGUAUCCUCUCUUUUUAACUGUUUCUCACUUUAUUUCUUGAACCUUUUCGGUCGGUUUAACUGACCACCUUCCACCUCUCGUCAUCAUGUGAGCCGUUUGGUUCACAAUUAUGAGGAUUGUUGGUGGUGUUUAUGUUAGCAUGUUAGUUAAUAUGUUUAGUUAUAUACAAUCUAAUUAGCAUGCUAAUUCAAUAUAUAUAUACAUAUAUAUAUAUAUAAUGUAGUGAUACCUUAUUGUUUUGAAACCCCUGUAGUGAUUUUUUUUUUUGAUAUCCGUGGGGGAUUCUAGGCGUAGGUCCAGACUAAUUCCCACGAGGCUUUCCAUCCGGGCACGCACGGUUAUAGGCGGAAAGGUGGUCAAAACGACUCGAAUCCAUGGCGGGCAUUCUAACUGCAGUUCUAUUAUCACUAGACCAAGAGCUAUUGGUUAAUACUAUUAGUUAUAUUUUCUAUAGUAAUCAUAAUUCUGUUCCAUAUAACCAUAGAAGAAAUAAUUUUAUUUCUACUCUUGCCUCAUCGUGUGGGGUAGUGUGGCAAAUAUGUUUUUGAAGUGAUGUAACGUGAUAUCAAUGAUAUAUUUUUUAUUUAUCUUUGCCAGAAAGAGGAUAUGAAGAAGAAAUCUUUAUAACAUUUGUUAAAUGGUCAAAUCGUUAAGUUUGUUCCCAGUUUUGAUUGCUGACCAAAUAUUUUGUUUUGAAUACUUUACUAUAAAUAUAUAUAUACAUUUUCGUGUUGAAACUACACAGAAAUAUUAAGUCGCACAUCGACCUUUAAUUGUUUUUCUAGAAAAUGGCGAAACUACUAGCUUUCUUUUGCCUCUUCUCCUACAUCAUUGUCUUGUCCUUGUGUUCAGUCUCAGCAGCCAUAGAUGAUAACCAAGACCAACAGGUCUAUGUCGUCUACAUGGGUGCACUUCCGUCUAGCGAGGUCUACACACCAAUGUCCGAUCACAUGAAUAUUCUUCAAGGAAUCACCGGAGAGAGUUCUAACGAAGGUCGUUUGUUGAGAAGUUACAAGAGGAGUUUCAACGGGUUCGCCGCUCGACUCACUCAGUCAGAACGAGAAAGAAUAGCCAAUAAGGAAGGAGUUGUGUCUGUAUUCCCUAAUAAGAAUCUACAGCUCCAAACGACUACCUCUUGGGACUUCAUGGGGUUAAAGAAAGGAAAGGCCACGAACCGGAACCUGGCCGUGGAGAGUAACACCAUUAUUGGAGUCAUCGAUGCUGGGAUCACGCCGGAAUCUGAAAGCUUUUCUGACAAAGGCUUUGGUCCUCCUCCUCAAAAAUGGAAAGGUGUUUGCUCCGGAGGCAAGAACUUCACGUGCAACAACAAGCUGAUUGGUGCAAGGGACUACACAAGCGAAGGAUCUAGGGACACUGUUGGACAUGGUACACAUACAGCGUCCACAAUUGCUGGAAACGCUAUUCAAGACGCAAGCUUUUAUGGACUUGGAAAUGGAACCAUGAGAGGAGGCGUUCCGGCCUCAAGAAUUGUCAGUUACAAAGUUUGCACCUGGUUAGGGUGUAGCUCCGAUAGUAUAUUGGCUGCCUUUGAUGAUGCGAUUGCAGAUGGUGUAGACAUCAUUAGCAUCUCCGUUAAUAUGGGAUACCCCUCACCUUUUGAAGAGGACCCGGUCGCUAUAGGAUCUUUCCACGCUAUAGCCAAAGGGAUUCUCACUGUGAAUUCAGCCGGUAACAACGGUCCAGAACCGAAAACGCUAGAGAGCGUAGCUCCGUGGAUCCUCACGGUUGCUGCCAGUAACACCAACCGUGCGUUUUUAACGAAAGUUGUUCUCGGUAACGGUAAAACACUUGUUGUACGUCUCAAGAAACCUGUUUUUGAUGAUCUCUAUUAUCUUGUCUUUGUGUCUUUAAAUCCUUUUCUUAAUAUGAAACAGGGAAAGUCAGUGAACACGUUUGGUUUGAAUGGAACAAUGUAUCCUCUUGUAUAUGGAAAAUCUGCUGUUAAUUCGUCUGCAUGCAGCGUGGAAUCGGCAGAGAAAUGUGAAGAAGGGUGUCUUCAAGAAUCCCUAGUGAAAGGAAAAGUUGUGGUUUGCAACUCCACAGAUUCAUACGAAGCUCUUGCAAAUGGAGCUGUUGCAGGCUUAUCUCUCAACCGUACACCAAACGUUGCCUUCGUCACUUCUUUUCCCCUCUCUGCUUUAUCACAAGAAGACUUAAACUCUCUUGUUUCUUACAUUAAGUCCGAAAGUUCUCCACUGGCUACUGUUCUAAGAACGGAGGAAAGUUUUAGUCAGCUAGCUCCAGUCGUUGCUGCCUUUUCUUCUCGUGGUCCAAACACCAUCGCAACUGAUAUUCUCAAGCCGGAUAUAUCAGCACCAGGAGUUGAGAUCCUCGCUGCAUUUUCACCUGAGGUUUCACCAUCCUCAAGUGUAUAUGACACAAGACGUGUGAAGUACUCUGUUCUCUCCGGAACUUCAAUGUCUUGUCCACAUGUUACAGGCGUGGCCGCGUACAUCAGGACGUUUCAUCCUCAAUGGUCUCCUUCCAUGAUCAAAUCCGCCAUUAUGACAACCGCUUGGCCGAUGAAUGCUUCUGAAACUGGCUUUGUAUCAACCGAGUUUGCUUAUGGAGCUGGCCAUGUAGACCCGAUAUCUGCUACUAAUCCUGGACUCGUAUAUGAUUUGACUAAAGCAGACUACACUGCCUUCCUCUGCGGCAUGAAGUACAAUGCAACUACCGUGAAACUCAUAUCCGGUGAAGCCGUCACUUGCAUUGGAGAAACCGCACCAAGAAACCUUAACUAUCCUUCAAUGUCGGCAAAGUUGUCGGGAUCGAAAAGUUUCUUCACCGUGAUUUUCAAAAGAACCGUCACUAACGUGGGUACCCAAAACUCUAUAUACAAAUCAAAAAUUGUUUUAAAUCACGGAUCUAAGCUCAACGUCAAGGUCUUCCCUAGCGCCUUGGUUUUUAAGAAGGUGAACGAGAAGCAGUCAUUCACGGUAAUUGUUACAGGCAGCGCUCUCGACUCAAAACUGCUUUUGUCUGCAAACCUUAUCUGGUCUGAUGGCACUCAUAAUGUGAGAAGCCCCAUUGUUGUUUAUAAAAGUGAGUGAGAAUAUAAAUUAUGUAUAAACAUCAACAUAGUUUAGUUUCAAAACAAAUUUAGUUUACCUAGUAUGUUCUGUAAUUUCUUCAACAUACAAAACACAGUUUUCAAGCAAUGACAAAUAGUAAUAUUUUUAGGAAAAAGAACAAAACACAAUUUUCAAGCAAUGACCAAAACGACUAUUUUCUAAUGGUUUUGCAGCUAUAUGCAUCUAAAUUUUCAACUAGAUCCUUAAAGAAAACUGUAGUGUUUUUUUUUGUCCUUGUUUUGCAAUAACUCCUUGAUGUCUUUAAGAGAUUAAGAAGUGCAUUUAAACCAAAAUAUAAUCUGUUGAUUAAAGUAAAAGAAUAUUUCCAGUCUAUUCGUUAGGAUAUCAUUCGUGUUUACCAAAACAAUAUGCUAUCAAUCAUAUCUUCUUCAAAAUAAGAUUUAAAAUAUUUCAAAAUUCUAUUUAAACAACAAAAUAUCACAAAAUAAACAACUAUUUAAAAAAAAAAUACAUAAAUACAUAAUUAUUACGAAAACUUAAAUACUACAACAACACUAUAGUUUGGUAAAUUUGAUAUGGAAUUUCCAAAAACCCCAAAGUAUUAUCUACAAAAAUUUUGUAUAACCAGAUUUUGUGUAACCAGAAAAAGAGGAUAAAAAUCAGUGGUAGAAUCAACAACUGAAAUGACAAAAAAAUGAAGAUACCCGAUUUUAUCAAGUUUUAACUCGUAAGAUACAAAUUGAAAAUAAAGAGUGACACUUUUACUACAAGAUGCACUAGUUGAUCAUAUAUUUUAGUAUUAUGGAAAUAGUUUUAUAGAUCUAAUAUAGUAUUUUGGUUGUAGUUUAAUAUUUAACUAUAUAUUUCUACGUAAAAUUUUAUAUUUUAGUGUAACCUUUUAUUAGUUAAUAUUAUUGUAAUAUUUUUAUACUUGUGCAAGUUAUUUUUAAAGGUUAUGAUUUAAAUUAAUUAUGACAAUAAAAUACAAAUAAUUUUGAAGUUAAAUUUAGAAUUUUGAUUUUGGAAAAGAAAUUUUUUAAGGGAAAUUGCCACUAAUACCACUUUUCUAAUACCACUUUUCAACUUUACACUAACCAAUUUUACCAUUAAAAUUUUAAUAGGUAAAAUACCACUAUACCCUUAAGUAAUUAAACUUAAAACUAUUCUCAUUCUUCUCCAUGAUUUCUCAGAUUCAACUUUAAUGUCAUCAAAUCCGGCAACGACGAGUUCUCCGGCCAGAUCGGACGACGCUGACGAGUUCUCCGGCCAGAUCCGACGACACUAACGAGUUCUCUGGCCAGAUCGGACGACGCUGACGUGUUCUCCGGCCAGAUCCGACAACAUUGACGAAUUCUCCGGCCAGAUCCGAAGAAGCUGACGAUCUCUGUGACGAAGCUAACAAAGCGUUGAUUCCUCUGAGUGAGUUCUCUGAAGCUUCCGUGAUGAAGAAGUAUGGUUUGAAGCCAGAUGCUGAAACCCUUGACAUUGCCAACACCGCCGCUAGGCAAAAAUCGAAACAUGAGCAGAUUACAGACUUACAGUAGUGAUGAAGAUAUAUUGGGGAGAUCCUCGUGAGAAGAUAUGUGAAGCUGUUGAUCAUAUCCCUCUCUCAAGCCUUGGUGGCCUUGAGUGGAUGAUAAUGGGAAGUGUUAGCAACCAUAUUGUCAACAACGUUGCAUGCCCUGUCACCAUCGUGAAGUCUCACCACUGAGCUUUGCCUUCAUCUUCUUCACAUCAUCUGCUCCGAUAACCUUAAUCAGAAUGACCUGUGGUGUAUUGUGUUUGUUGGUUGUGUCUGAAUUUGUAAUUUUCAAACUCUGGUGUGAUUUGUCAAGCGGAAAGACCGAGAAAAUACAAGUAACUAACAAACACAUACGCAUUAAGGAAGAAACUGACUCCAAUGAUUCAGAGUUCUGGAUGCUUAAGUCAAGUUCUGGUUCAGAGUUAGAGUCAUAGCAGGAGAGUGAUGAAGAAAACUGCAAAGGUUCUCAUUGUGAUGCCAAAGAAUAUGAGGAGCUCUCAGAAAGAACAAAGAGGAUGUCAAUAGAGAUUGGACCAAGUAUGAUCAUUAAGGCAGCGCCACUAUGAUCAUGAGGCUCAAGGCUACUAUUCAGUCUUUGGAAGGGCGGAUGAGUUCUGUUACUGAGAAAAGUGCUAAGUAUGCUCAGAUUGCUGCUGAGGAAGUGCCCAAGAGUCUUUACUGCCUUGGUGUUCGUAUCACUACUGAGUGAUUUUAGAACUCUGAGUUACAGGGGAAGCUUAAGCUCUUUCUCCACUCUUAUGAUCAGUGGAGAGCUUAAGAUGUAUUCUCAUCUCAAGCAGUUUACUUUCCUUUAUCUCAAGUUAGCUACUAGAAAUUUCAGACCCGAAAGUCUUCUCGGAGAAAGUGGCUUUGGUUGCGUCUUUAAAGGAUGGAUGGAGGAGAACGGAACUGCGCCUGUUAAGCCUGGCACUGGCCUUACUGUCGCUGUCAAAACCUUGAAUCUUGAUGGCCUUCAGGGUCAUAAAGAGUGGCUUGUAUGAUCCUUAAAAACACUUCUAAAUUGAUUUAUAAACUCUUAUAAAUUGUGUAAUGAAGAUUAUUUAAUUUUUAUAAUCUUUUGAAUAAACCCUUAUAAAUAGAUUUAUAUUUCAUA
Molecule: messenger RNA, 8819 nt
Organism: Brassica rapa (field mustard)
Lineage: Eukaryota; Viridiplantae; Streptophyta; Magnoliopsida; Brassicales; Brassicaceae
Product: subtilisin-like protease SBT4.12
Biological process (GO): proteolysis
Molecular function (GO): serine-type endopeptidase activity
Source: RefSeq, a predicted model, not a curated record